Molecule: messenger RNA, 5145 nt
Organism: Closterium sp. Yama58-4
Lineage: Eukaryota; Viridiplantae; Streptophyta; Zygnematophyceae; Desmidiales; Closteriaceae
Source: the annotation of a GenBank genome assembly
AUGGGUCGAUUUCUCCCCACCACAACUUGUCUCCUCCCCUCAACCCCUGUUGUCCCCUGCCACUCUCCGCCUCCCCUCUCCCUGCAGGCCAUAGUGUCUCGCCUGCUGGCCCUCUGCGCUCCCCCAUCGCCCCCCGCAGCAGUUGCGGCAGCAGGAGGAGAGGCAGUAGGAGGUGCUGCAGGAGGAGGGGCAGCAGGGGGGGCAGAAGCAGGGGCAGCAGGGGAGGCAGCAGGAAGGGCAGCAGGGCAGGAAGGAGGGCAGGAGGGGCAGGAGGAGGGGGAGGAGGGGGAGCUACCAGAGGCGCUGGUGGAGCUGCUGAGGGCGUUCACAGUGGAUGCCCCUCCAGCACUGACGGCUCGCCUGCAGCUGCUGCACAUACCAGCAGCAGCAGUGGCCGCACACCCCUCUCUGGCUCCCAUCGCCGAUUCUCUCUCCUCGCUCUCGCAUGACUUGCCCCUGCCACAACAGCUAACACAGCUUGCCUCUCGGGCCGCCAGCCUCUCACCAGCGGUUCUCGCACAGAGUCUGGAAUCUCUCUGCAGCCAUCUCCCCGCCACCAAGCACCUCCUGUGGUGCGACAACACUGCCCCUGCAGCCAGAGGCGUGGAGGGAGCACCAGGCAGCAGCAGCCCUGAGCUGCACGCAGGGGGCGCAGGGGGGCCUGGGGAUGGAGUGCCGCGCCCCUCUGCUGAGGCCCUCUCUGCCACGUGGCAGCUGCUACAGGUGCCACGCCAGCUCAGCGAGUUGGACCACUGCACGAGCACGAUCCGGGCGUGCCUCGGGAGGCUUCUGGCUGCUCUGGGCAUAUGGGAUGCCUCUGCUGUUUCCUUCAAGCCUCCCACAACAGCAGCAUCAGAGCCCACGGGUGGUGUGACAGUAGUGAAUGCGGAUCCAGCAGGCGAGGGCGUUCACGAGGGGGUGAUUGUAUCGGUGCUCAAGCUGCUGGCCAGCCUCCUGGUGGACCCAGACGUGCAUGUCAUUCAGUCCGCUGCUCGAACCAUUGAGGUCGGUCCCUUGCCUGCUCUGUUCCUGCCUUGCUUCUGCCUGUUUGAACUUUUGAAUCAUAACUCUUCGCUCUUCCUUGUUGCAUCAGCGCUGCGACUGCAUCACAUUGAAAAGCCUGUUGAAUCGCCAUUCAUUCAGCUCGCCAUGCACCAUGAUCUCAGCUGUAACUCCACCGCUUGUCCGUUCUGUUCUGGGGGCGUCACAGACCACUCGGUUCCGCUUGUUCCCUUGUCCACCACAUGCCCCUGUGUGCGCUGCUUGCGUUCAUGGCAGGCCAUGCUCAUGACAGAGAGGGGCCAUCGGGUGUUCACUGCCACGGGCUUUGAGGAGAAGCGAUACCUUGAGGCGCACAUAAAGACGGUGAACACCGCCCGAGCACAGCAGAUCAUCCAGCACCUAAGAACCGACGCAGCAGCCCGCACGUCUGCACUGCACGACCCCUCGGUGUGGCUGGCAGUGGGCGCAUCUCACGAGGAGUGGGUGUGCCGGGUGGUGCCUCUGCUCAUUCUGCAUGCACCAGACGACAUUCUCAUGCUUUGUGAGCCACUGUGCCGUGUGAACGCCUCACUAGCGGCGCUGCUCCUCCCCCACACGCUCGCCACCCUCGCUGCCUCGCAUGCUCCCACCAGUCUCCUCUGCCGCACUAUCUCUGCCCAGCUCACCACCCACGUGCUGCAGCCAGCGCGUGCGGUGUCUCCACGCACAUUGCAACUCCUCUUAGACGCAUUCACUGCCCUCAGAGCCUGCCACACCCGUGCUCUCAUGGCCCCGCCCCCAACUGCUGCCGCUGCUGCUACCCGUGGUGCUUCCACUGCCGUGGGCGCUCGAAGGAGUGCCGCCAAGCCGGUCUGGUUGCAGCUGGACCUCCUCACGCUCGCACAGGCUGCACAGCACUGUGGUGCGACACUCACGGCCAUUCUCUACGCGGAGCUCUGGUGUGAGGCGCGCUUUGGACGGCCCACUCUCGGCGAACCCAGCUUCGAUGAAGACUCUGACGCGGCCUUGGAGAAUGUGAGAGAGGCAGCGGCUCUCACCCUCGCCCAUGGUGCAGCCCGGCCCAUUCACACACGGCAGGCACGGCACACAGAGCUGCACACGUGGCAGCGCCAGCUGGCAGCCUGUGGGAGCAGCUUCGAGCUACAGGAGCCACUGCUGAGCUGUCGAGGGGCGUACCUGCGUGCUAGCGGGCAGCAUGCUGCCCUGCCGCUGCACCUGCUGGAGGCUGCCAGCCUCUGCCGCAAGGCGCGCCUGCUGAGCCAGGCGGCAGUGCAUGUGCAGCAUCUCAAGGACGCCUGCCGCGCCCUCACACUCACGGGCCACACACGCAUCACUGUGCCUUCCUUAUCAGCAACAAGCAGCGGUCCCACAGCGUCGGCAGAGGAGGGGGCGUGGGCAGAGGAGGGAGCGUGGGCGGUGGAGGGGGUUUCGUUCUGUGGGCGGGUGGAGGAGGCGAAGCUGCUGGCGUUGGAGGGGCAGCAGGACAUGGCUGUGCGCCUGCUGCAGCACCUGCUGCGCCUAGACCUGCCACCCCACGCCUCCCAGGGAUCUGCUUCUCCUGCUGCUGCUGCCGCUGCUGCUGCCGCUGCUGCUGCUGCCGCUGCUGCUGCCGCUGCUGCUGCUGCUGCUGCUGCAUGUGUGCCGGUGCCGGACCGUGUCUACACGCUUGGCUUGGCGGCCAAGUGGCUUGGGGAGACACGCUCUAUCAGCUCGCGCGUGGUACUGAGUGACUACCUGUGGCGCGCAGUGGACCUCACACAGAACCCGCCCGUCGCCUCGCCCUCAACUACUGCUGCCUCUGCAGCAACCCCGAGCUACGCCUCCUUCCCGUUCGCGAAUAACUGGCACCAGCAGCAACAGGAGCGGCAGUGGAGGCAGCAGCUGCGGCAGGGGGCGUAUGGAGGGCUGCAGGGGGGUGAAAGGGAGCGGGGGGGGCAGGGGGAGGAGCAAGGCGAGUGGCAGCAGCGGCGGCAGCGGGGGGAGGUGCAUUUUCAGAUGGCGCGUUAUGUGGAUGGGCUGUUCCUCCUGCUGCAUGCCCGCCUGCACUCGCAGCAGUGGCGUGCUGCCCAGGAUCUGACGAAACACAAGCGGAAGGAGUUGGAGGAGAUGACGAAGCGACUGAAGGCGUCCAGACGAGAGGACGAGAGGCGGGUGUAUGGGAUGAAGAUCAUGGAGCUUCAGAAGCAGCUGAGCAUGGACGACCAGGACGCCAACGACCUUCAGAGCGAGCAUGACAUGUACCUGCGUGCUGCUCUUGAGAACUACAGGAACUGCCUUCUUGCGGCCGACACGUUCAACAUCAAAGUGGUGUUUCGCCUGACAGCCCUCUGGUUCACUCUGCUCAACGAUGCCACGGCAGACGCGGUGAAUGCAGAGAUGCUCACAACCAUCCAGACUGUGCCGUCAUACAAGUUCCUGCCUCUGGUCUACCAGAUGGCAUCCCGCAUGAGCGAGCGAGACCCUCUCGGCUCACCACCACUGCACCCAGAGACACCCGACUUCCAGUCAGUGCUGACAACGCUUGUCAAGCGAAUGGCAGAUGACCAUCCCCUGCACACUGUGCCUGUGCUCAUGGCACUGGCGAAUGGCAACAGGGUGCGCAGCAGCCAGCGUGGGCGCAACCUCUUUGUCGUGGAUGAGGACAAGAUCCGGGCAGCAAAGGCUGUCCUGGGCGGCAUGGCUGAGCGGCACAAGCCCAUGCUGGAUGAGAUGCAGCAGCUGAUGGAUCUGUACAUCCGCCUGGCGGAGAUGGACACCAGCAAGGAGGAUCUCAUGCGCUCGAAGCAGCUUCCGAGAAACUUCCGCAGCGUGAAGGAUCUCUUACGAGUGCCGGUGCUCACAGCCUCGGUGCCCGUGGACCGAACCUGCUGCUAUGGCCCGGGGUCCUUCCCUGCCGUCUGUGGGCUCAAGGACACCAUGAGGGUGAUGCACGGGGUGAAUGCACCCAAGGUGGUGGAGUGCAUGGGAUCUGACGGCCGCGUGUACAAGCAGCUUGCUAAGUCCGGCAACGACGACCUCAGGCAGGAUGCUGUGAUGGAGCAGCUGUUUGGGUUGGUGAACUCGCUGCUGCAAGCCCACGAAGGGGCCACCAGGCGCCACCUCGCCAUCCGCACCUACAAGGUGGUGCCAUUCACUCCCAGCGCGGGACUGCUCGAGUGGGUGGAUGGCACGCUGCCUCUUGGGGAGUAUCUUCUAGGAAGAAUUGCACGGGAAUGCUGUGCCUUGCUUGCAGCACGCGUCAGUCUGCAUCCACACCAACCCCCCUGCACCUUCUGCUUCGCACCUGUGCCCGCUCAUCGUUCUUCCCCUUGCUUCGCCCCCAUCCACUCCCUCCCCACCCACGCGGCCAGUACUCGCAAGGGAGGAGCACACGCACGCUAUGGUGGAUCUGAUUGGCCCUUCAUGACGUGCCGUGAAGUGAUGUCACGGGAAAGUGACAAGAGGCAAGCCUUUGACAAGGUCCUUCAGAACUUCCACCCUGUGAUGCGCCACUUCUUCCUGGAGCGCUUCCUGUUGCCGGCUGACUGGUUCGACCGCCGCCUCACGUACACUCGCAGCGUGGCUGCCACUUCCAUGGUGGGGUACGUGGUGGGACUGGGCGACCGGCACUCAAUGAACAUUCUGCUGGACGAGCGAUCAGCAGAGGUGGUGCACAUCGACCUGGGCAUUGCGUUCGAGCAGGGGCUCAUGCUCAAGACGCCUGAGAAGGUGCCAUUCCGCCUCACUCGGGACAUUAUUGACGGCAUGGGCGUGAGCGGUGUGGAGGGGGUGUUUCGGCGCUGCUGCGAGACGGUCCUGGCGGUGAUGCGAGAGAACAAGGAGGCACUGUUGACCAUCAUUGAGGUGUUCAUCUAUGAUCCCCUUUACAAGUGGGCCCUCUCUCCGCUUAAGGCGCUACAUCGACAGAAGAUGGAGGAGAGUGAGGAGGCAAUGGAGGAGGAGGGGACGGAGGAGGAGAGCGGGACACCGAUGGAGGGCAACGAGGAGGCAACAAGGGCACUGCUGCGAGUCAAGCAGAAGCUCGACGGGUUUGAGGACGGCGAGAUGCGUAGCCUUGCCGGGCAGGUGCAGCAGCUGAUCAAGGAUGCACAGGACCCCGACCGCCUCGCCAUCAUGUUCCCAGGAUGGGGAGCUUGGCUGUAG